Messenger RNA from Paramecium primaurelia, 976 nucleotides. NCBI's taxonomy places the organism in Eukaryota, Ciliophora, Oligohymenophorea, Peniculida, Parameciidae. The record is from the annotation of a GenBank genome assembly.
AUGUAUUAGAAGAUUAAAAAAAAUAAAUAAAAACCAAUCCAAUACUAAAAUUUAAAUCCUUUCAAAGAAACAGAAAAGAAAUAUAAAUUCUAUGCUGAUAUUCAAACUGAUUUUAGUGAACUUAUUGAUGUAAAUAAUCUAAAUGAAUAAUAAAUGGAAUAAUAAGGAAUUCAUAAAAAUGGAUCAGUCUAUCAUUUUGAUUAUCCUUAAGGAGUUAUCUAAGUAAAGAAUUUUCUCAACCUUGAUGAUUAAAUUCGCAUUUCUAAAUUGUGUAUGAAUGAAUAUAUUAAUUAACCAUACAGAACUAAUCUCUUCAUCUAUAAAGAAGAUGAGAACUUUGAUAAAUUUAUAGUCCAUGAUAAUAAAAGAUAUCAUUUUAAUAAUAAAAUAAGAUGGGCUAAUGUUGGUUAUCAAUAUGAUUGGAACAAUAGGUAUUAUAUUAAUAAUUUAUUAAUAUAUAUAUAGACAUUAUCCUCAAGAAAAAACAUAAGUACCUGAUCCAAUCUAAGAAAUCUCUUAAAGAGCUAAUAAUUUCUUAUAAUUGUAAAAUCACUAUUAAAGUGAAUCAGUUAUAAUAAACUUUUAUUAAACUCAUGAUUAUAUGACUGGACAUUUAGAUGAUGCUGAAUUAGAUUAAGAUUCUCCUAUCUACUCAUUUAGUUUUGGAUUAUCAAGUGUAUUUGUCAUAGGAGGACCAACAAAAGAUGAAAAACCAAUUGCUCUUAAGCUUGAUUCUGGAGAUUUAUUAGUUAUGAGUGGUCAUGCUAGAAGAUGUUAUCAUGGAGUACCUAGAAUACUUGCAAAUUCAUUUCAUCCUAAAUAGUAUUAUCUAUUACCUAAUCUAAUUAGAAAUCCAUAUCAAUAAUAAUAGCUUGAUGGUAAUUUAAAUACUGAUUUUCAUGUUUUUAAUUACUUAUCUGAACAUAGAAUUAAUAUUAAUACAAGAUAAGUGUACAAGCCAUAAUUAGAAUAAUGA